Molecule: messenger RNA, 6888 nt
Organism: Hirundo rustica (Barn swallow)
Lineage: Eukaryota; Metazoa; Chordata; Aves; Passeriformes; Hirundinidae
Gene: NEK6
Product: NIMA related kinase 6
Exons: 10
Coding region: 89-1033 (314 amino acids)
Biological process (GO): protein phosphorylation
Molecular function (GO): protein kinase activity; ATP binding
Source: RefSeq, a predicted model, not a curated record
UCCUGCGGGGCUCCCGCGCCCCCGCGCCGGCACCGCCGCGCCUCCGCCGCCCGCAGCAGAACCGAGAGGCAGAGUCUGGUAUGAUACCAUGGAAGGGCAGCACAACCAUCCUCAUCACCUAGGGGACCAGAACAACCCUCUGUGCAAGCUGCCAGGACAGGAAUUCCAGCAUGAUCCUCAGAGACAUUUAACGUCGUUCCCGUAUCGCUGCACCUUGGCAGAUUUUCAGAUUGAGAAAAAGAUCGGGCGAGGCCAGUUCAGCGAAGUUUACAAAGCAACUUGUCUCCUGGACAGGAAACCUGUGGCGCUGAAGAAGGUGCAGAUUUUUGAAAUGAUGGAUGCCAAGGCAAGGCAAGAUUGCAUUAAAGAAAUUGACCUCUUGAAGCAACUGAACCACCCCAACAUCAUCAAGUAUUUGGAUUCUUUCAUUGAAGACAACGAGCUCAACAUUGUCCUGGAGCUGGCUGAUGCUGGGGAUCUCUCUCAGAUGAUUAAGUAUUUUAAAAAGCAGAAACGGUUAAUCCCGGAAAGGACGGUGUGGAAAUAUUUUGUGCAGUUAUGCAGUGCAGUGGAACACAUGCACUCCCGCAGGGUGAUGCACAGAGACAUAAAACCAGCCAACGUGUUUAUAACAGCCACAGGGGUGGUGAAGCUGGGAGAUCUUGGAUUAGGCCGGUUUUUUAGUUCUAAAACCACUGCAGCACAUUCCUUAGUGGGAACUCCCUACUAUAUGUCCCCAGAGCGAAUACACGAGAACGGCUAUAACUUUAAAUCUGAUAUCUGGUCUUUGGGCUGUUUAUUGUAUGAGAUGGCAGCUCUUCAAAGUCCCUUCUAUGGAGAUAAAAUGAACCUGUUCUCUCUUUGCCAAAAAAUAGAGCAAUGUGACUACCCACCUCUUCCAGCUGAACAUUAUUCUGAAAAGCUGCGGGAGCUGGUCAGCAUGUGCAUAUACCCCGACCCAGAUCAAAGGCCUGACAUCGGUUACGUGCACCAAAUAGCCAAACAAAUGCACGUGUGGACCUCGAGCACAUGAGCGCCGGGCCCGGGAGCCGGCACAGCUCAGUCUUACUUGAAUUCUUUUCUCAGCUGAACGCCACUGGUGCCAGGUCACACAGGUGGGAGGUUGAGCACUCGCAGCAGAGGCUCCAUCACUUGCAGGUUAUUUGACAAGGACUCUUACAGGUGGUCGUGCUUUAACGUGAAGAUUCUGUGAGGUAUUGCAAAUGAUUCUUUUUAUUUUUUAUUUUUAAGGCCAAUAAUGUUACGGAUGUAGAUCAUUUAAGGGUCCUUUCUUAAAACUGUUGUGUGUAAUCUAGGAUAGCAGCUAGUACCGAGGGCUCAGCGUUUGCCAGACCUAUCUUAACUGUAAUGUGAAAUAUUGAAAUAAUUCCUUCAGUGAAAUCACUUUAUACUAAUGUAAGGAUUACCAUAGAUUUUGUGUAAUUUGUAUAACUGCUACUUUGCCUCUUCUGCAAAUGGUUAAUAGCAAAUUCAGUUUUUACCUGGUGUAUUUUAAAGCAGCCAUUUAUGUUUUUAUUAAUUUCUUCCUCUUCAGACUUAAGAACUGGGAAGGGUUGGGGGGGUGGGAAAACCUUUUGUUUCAUGAUUUAUUUUUUUUAAUUGAAAAUUUAGAGUAUUUUGCUGAUGCAUUUCUCUGUCAGAGAUGAGUUAAACAUGAGCCUGGGGAAAAGAAGACAAAACAUGCCAAGCAAACCCCUACCAGCCUUGCUCCUGCAGAGACUUGCUCCUUUCCCUCAUUUUUCCCUUUUGGAAUGGUUCUUCUUCACCUCUAGGUUCUUGUUUAAAACCAGUGUUUCUCAAAGCCAACUCAGUUUUGGUGCAGAGACUUUUACAUGUUCAGUAGUACAUCGGGUACUAUCGGUGGAACUUCAGCAGUGUUUUAAACACUUGGAAAAUUUUUAAAAAAUAAAUGAAAUGCUUUGUGUAUGGAAUUCUGCAUAGGAUCAGCCCCUUCUCUCAAACUGUGAAAGCUCAUUACAGAAUGUGAAUGUUUAUAAAAUCUCAACCUGAUCUGAAGGAGUCGUCUUUUAACUGCAUAAAAAUUGUCAACCAGCUAAAUUCAUUCAUUGAAUCAAUGACUUGUUUCAUGAUGUCAAUGGAAAUACUCACUGCUUUAGGAACAGCCGUGGAUUCACGUUCCAGUGUCUCCAUUCCAUGUGCCUGUCAGAGGAGCAGGGCUGCACUCGGUGCUCCAGAGGAAAUCCUUCAGCCUGUGCUGCUCCAGUGCCGCUUCCACGUGGGACAGGGGCUUGUGCCAAUGUAUAGAUUUGUGUGUGACACUUCAAAUGCAGCCUGUGCCUGUUCUUUUGUUUUUGUUUUGUUUUUUUCUUAAAGAAAGCUUACCUUACCUUUUUUGAACUAAGAUUAGAGUUAGGGGGUUACAUACAUAUAUAUGCUUUUAGUGGAUUUUUUUAACCUACUUUUCUCUACUUUAAGGAAAACUGCAGUGCCAUCUUCAACUACUUUCUGUAAAAUUUGGGAAUAUUUGUAUAGGGUACCAAGAAAAGCCAUUAAUUGCUGUGAAUAUGGUUGGUGUCAUUAAUGCAAGGUGCCGUUUUACUGAGGCUUCUCAGCAGAAAGUUGAGGCUGUUACUCUCAGGAGAGAUGUGGGAAAUUCAAAUCAGCAGGAGAAUGUCAUGGAGGCACCAAAUUGCCGCCACCAUUUCCAUGCCAACAGUUGCCAGGGUUCAGCCUGAACCUCUCUGGUUCCACUGCAGCUUUCCUUGGAGCCAUGGCUUCCAGGGAAGCUCAGCUCAAAUAUGAGUAUCUGGAGAAGUCUGGUCACUUUCUUGCUACAUAAAAUUUCAUAGUGCUUAUAAAGAAAUGUAUUUCAAAAGGUAAUUUUUUGCAAUUGUGCAUUUUUAGAUAAAUAAAAAAAUUAUUUCCAAAAUAAACACCUUUGUUUAAAAAAAAAAAAAGUCCAGUAUUAAAGGUUUAAGUGGAGGUGAAUAACAAGAAACUCAGACUGGAACUGAUGCUGGAUCUGCCCUGUAUCUACAGCAAACAGGGACGCAGUGACCUCAACAUCCCCUGAUGCCCUGCAGUGGGGUAGCACGAGAGCAGCGUCUGUUGGAGGGGGCAAGGGCAGCAAUUCAGAACCACCAAUGCUCAGUGUUUUCUUACAUUCUACUAAACUAAAACUCAUCAAAUGCGACUUCUGCAGAGCAGUUUUACGCCCGCUGUUUUGCUCCUGGAGAGAGGUAACAAAGCAGCUCCUUUUCUGCCCCCUCCAGUGCACAGCUCUCACUGCUCAGAGCCCUUGGGGUCAGUGCCACAGCCCUGCAGGGCUGCACGAGCCUCACCUGCUCUAAAGGAGGAAGGGAGAAGCAGCAGCAACAGCGCCAGGUACAGACACACAGGGGAGAGUGGGCAGAGCCUCUUUAUUCUGCACCAGCUGCUGUCUGAGCACCCACAGGGCUCAGGACGUGUCCAUGGUCUGCACGGUCUCAUCCAACACCUCGAGCUCCAGGUGUGCCACAUUCUCUGUGAGGACAGCAGUUGUUCCUUUUUCACACUUGUACCUACCAAACCUAGUAAAGAAAUGGAGGAAAAUUAGCCUGGAGAUGGUACAGAGGAAAACUUGCAUUUAAAGUUUUAGAACUGAUGAGCUUUAGAAGUUUCCUGUAGAAGUCCAAAGUAAAUGCAAAAAAAAUAUACUGAUUGCAGUAACUGACAGUUCCAGAUAAACCACCAACUUCGGGAAACUGCUACAAAAACAGUCAUGUAACUGGAAAGAGUUUUAUCAAAAAAUCAGUGGGGUCUCUAAGUGGUGGAGGAUAUUUGUGCUAAAAACCAAAGAACAAACAAUUUACUUCUGUUUUGCAACUCUAAAAUAAUUCUACCAAUGUAUUAUUAGCCUCUGUUCAGCUGCUGCUACAGCCGCUCAUUUGGGCUGUUUACUUGAAAGCCCUACAGACCUGAGAUCACUGACAGAACUUGGUAUUACUGAAAGCAGGCCCUGCCAGGCAGAGCAGGGGCCCCAGGAGAGUCUCAGGGUCACUCACCUCUCCCCCUUCUUGUUGGCCACAUCGUAAGGACGGAGGAAAUCCAGCUUGUUCUUGCUGAUGACACAGAUGUCGAUGUUGCUGCCGGAGCCCAGGUCGUUGUAGAUGCCAGCUGCGAUGGCGUCUCGCACGAGCUGCUUGGCCUCCUCCUCCUGGGAAAGGUGAAAAGCUUUAAUGUCACUGCCCCAGUGCUGGCACUUCCCAGGACUGACGGCCCUGUGCCUGUGGAGGCUGAGCUUGGAACAAUAAAUGAUACACCAAACCCUUCCAUCACCAGGUACUGCUGUCAAAAUGCUGCAGUUGGUUACGUUUGUACCACUUAAGUAAAACAAAAGAGCAACUUUUCCUACAGUAAUGGAGGUAACUAUGACACAGAAGGACCCGGAGUGCAACAGUGCCCAUGUUACACAACAGUAUUCACGAGUAUCUUUUACACAGAAACAUUCCCAACUCACCAAAAUCUCCAUUAGACUCUGACACCAGAUGUGUCAGCCCACAUUCCCCCCUCGCCAGUAACACACACCGGUGCUGCUGUGCACUGUGAGUAUUGCUGGGACUGGCAGCUUCCCCAGCCAUUCCAGCAGCACGGGCUCCCUCUGCAGCUCCCACGCAGGGCUGGGGCUAUUCCAAACGAGCUGGAGGAAAAAAUACCCACGCUCAGCUCAGCACCAUCAGGAACCAUCUGCCGUGGCCUCAGCUCCUGCUGUAACCCAGGCUGGGGAGCACAAAGAAAUGUCACAAAACAGCUUUCUUGACGUAUCAUUUUAAACCGUGUCAAAGCCAGGGACAGGCCUGUGUGUGCCUGUCCCUGGGGCAAAGGACACAUUUUCACUAACAGAGCUCCUCAGUCCAGCCUGUGCCCUGCACCCUUCCCAUGGCACUGCAGGCCUUGGAGAGCCCAGACCAGUGAGGGGGCAUCCUGCAUCCCCAGCUCCACUGAGCCUGUGCCCCGUCAUCUGGGCAAAGGGUCAGAACACAAGGAAAACAGAUGGAGUCCAUAUAAAUAUAUAUAUGGACACAUGCAUACAUCAUAUACACACACAGAUCUUUUCAGUAGCCUGGAAAGUACAAACCAGAAAAUAAAAGACCCCUUACUUUCUCAAAGGUGUGUUACUUACUUGAAAACACUGACUAGAGCUGCCCGUUGCAAUGCAGGAAUAGUAAGACUGGAACACAUCCACGGACACAGAGGUGUGGACUCUUUGUCCCCAGGUUGUGUGCAGCAGUGGCUGCUCAGCUCACCCAGCAGAUCCUGUUGGAAUGCUGCGCCUCCCAGGCCCACUCCUCACUGCUUGGCUGCUAUUUCACACCUUGGAAUAAUCUUCUGCCACCAGACACCAGAACAAGAGACGAGCUCAACACUCAAUCUGAUAAAUGCAGCUUUUUCCAGUGUGCCUCAUUUUCACAGCCUGUCCGUGCCAGGAUCUGCCACGUGACAGCGGCAGUGCCAGGAGCGGCAGCUCCUGACUGCAGCUGCUGCAGCCCCGGGUGCAGCUCAGGGGGAGCCCAAAAUUAGCUCAGCUCCCACCUGCCUGCCCUGGGCCUGCCCGGCACUCCCUGGUGCCCCUCUGAACAGUGGCAAUGACAGCAUUCCUCUGCCAGCAGCCACUGGAGCAGGGCACAGCCUCCACUGGACUACACAAACUGCAGAAAUUCACUCACACUUUUACAACUAUUACUCUUUUUUUUUUAAAAAAAAAAAAAAAAAAGGCAAAUUACACUUCCUACCCAGCUGACUAGAACAAUACAGCCAUGCUGCAAAAAUAAUUCCUGUACCUUUCCUUCAGUGUUUUGGGUAAUAAAAUCCCGGUAAGCAAGUAAUUCCUCACUUACCUGACAGAAGCCUGUCAAUGAUUUGUUGGAGACUAAUGUUAUUUUAGUAGCAUAGUGAAAGUAAGUAAACCAAAGAAGUAUGUCUAGAUCUGCUUUAAGAACUAAGUGGUAGCAAAAGCAGAGUAAUUUCAAGCUAUAUGAGUGUUAGAUGUAAGAAAAAUAGCUUAGGAAAACUACAGCAGGUUUGUAGAGUUUGUUCCACUCUUCCUUUUAAUUUCAUCCUUUUAAGUCAAUACUGUAACCUCACAGACUUCUCUAAAUCUUAUUUGCUUUUAAAGAUGUACUCUAUCAGCCUACGGUUAUCAAAAAGUUAAAAAAAUACCUAAUAAAGUGCAGUCGGAAGAGCUGAGCUCUAACUGCACAGAGAGCCCAGGCUGUAACCUCAGCUCCCCCACUGACAGUGCAGCUCAGUCUGUGAAUAUGGAAUAACUGUCAUUAGAAAACCCUGCCUCAGUGCUGCUUCCUGCUCCUCUUUUUACAAUUUAGAAAGCUGAACGGAAUAGCCACAAGAAAACCCCGAAGUAUUCCUUACAGAGAUCCUGCACGGAGUUCGGCAAGGACUGCUAUUUACGGUCACAAAACAGGGGGUUAGCAGGAAAGUGCUGACACAGUCUCAAGUACAGGGCCGUCAAUGAGUCACUGUAAUUAUUAAUCUUAAAAACCCCUAGAAGUUCAGAGUAUAUAAAAGGAGCACUUCCUACUUUAUGGUUGCAAAGACCAAGCUAACUGGGAAUAUCCUCCUCUGGGGCCCCCACUGCUCCUUAAAUGAGAUUACAGCCGAGUGAUGAACUGUACGGCGAGGCAGCGGUGACAAGCAGCACUUUAUGGAGCGAUCUGUCUGUCCCCAUCACACAGCCCACAAUGUGUCCCCGGACUCCAAUGUGCAGCUCCAUUUACCUCCGCGUGACAAAUGGGCAGCGCUUGGCAGAGGCGCAGCGAGGGCCAGGCGCUGUAAUGGUCAGCGCGGCUGUGCCGUGGGACGCAGCCCGCUUCAUUACGGUGACCGGCAGCGCGCCUUCCAAAGGGUGCC